Molecule: messenger RNA, 1224 nt
Organism: Dentiscutata heterogama
Lineage: Eukaryota; Fungi; Glomeromycota; Glomeromycetes; Diversisporales; Gigasporaceae
Source: the annotation of a GenBank genome assembly
AUCGAUAUGGAAGCUUCUACUCUAAACCCUUCUGCAUCUACCGCUCCCGAGAUCUCUGUAGAUUCUGAAAUAGCUUCUGUCUCUGAUAGUGACUCUUCUGAUGAAAUAUCACUUGCAACUAAAACAAAUUUAUGUUUUAGACGUUCCCGUCAUCUUUCUCUUCCUGAAUUAAAGCGUACGGCUUCCGUUUCUUCUCUUAGUUCUUACGCGUCUACUCCUCCUGGAACUCCCACAAGGAAUGAUAAAUCAUUAUUAAUCGAAGAAAACUUAUUAGCACUCGGUGAGUCUGGAGCCCUAGCUCAUAACUGGUAUUCUUGUGGCGGUGGUUCAAUUCACGCUGAUGGCCGUUGGUUCAAGGAUGAACAGGGCCGAACUUGUAUGUUACGUGGUGUCAAUUUGUGUGGAAAUUCAAAAUUACCUACAAAACCAGAUGGUUCAAGUCAUUUGAUUGAAGGAUUCUUUGAUCAUCGCAAUGUAUCUUUUGUUGGACGUCCCUUUCCAUUGGAAGAUGUUCAUGAACACUUUUCUAGAUUGAGAACAUGGGGCCUAACUUUUAUGCCACGUUAUGGCAUUAAGUGUUUCAUAGAUCCACAUCAGGAUUGUUGGUCACGUUUUUCAGGUGGCUCUGGUGCUCCAGGGUGGACUUUUGAAGUCGCAGGUCUUAACAUGGAGGAGUUCAAGGCUACAGGUGCUGCUUAUGUUCAUAAUACGCACCAUAGUCCAGGCGAACCUCCGUUACCCAUGGUAUGGCCUACAAAUUAUACAAAAUUGGCUAGUAGUACAAUGUUCACCCUAUUUUGGGGUGGUGAUGUAUUUGCACCAGAAACAAAAUAUGAAGGGAUAAACGUUAAAGAUUUUUUACAAGAAAAAUAUAUAAAUUGCUAUAAACACUUGGCAAAGCGUAUUCAACAUUUGGACGCUGUUAUGGGAUUUGAAUUAAUGAAUGAACCUCACCCUGGAUAUAUUGGCCUUUCAAAUCUUCUUCAAUAUGAUGCUGGUGCCACUCUUGUGUUUGGUGAUUCACCAAAUGCCUUGCAAUCAUUUGCUCUUGGGGCUGGUAUACCUCAGGAGAUUGAAGUAUGGGUUAGAUCAUGGCCAUUUCCUACUCGUAAACAAACUACCCGAAUUGUUAAUAAAGAGUGCAAAUCUGCAUGGAUAAAUAAUCAAUGUACUUGGCAGCAACAUGGUGUGUGGGGAAUUGAUACUAAUACCUCAAAACCUAAA